UAAGUUCAUUCGUUAACUCGCUGUGUCAAAGUUCUGGUUAAUUGGCAAGCUUCGUCUCCUUUUCGCCUGUUUUGGAUGAAUAUUCGUAUUUUUUUUUUUUAUUAAGCUUAUAUUGUAGAAUUAGCGGUCAUUUUGCUGUUUUAGAAAUAAUCAGGUAUUUAUGAAUACGGCAAAUAAUUUAGGCAUUUAUGUCUUUAUGAUUAUUAAUAUUAUAUAGAAGUACAAUUAAAAUAUUUUUAAAAUAAGUAUUGUGGGUAGACUAAAAUAUUUUUUAUAUUUAAGACGUACGGUGUUAGAUUUCCAAUAUAGUUUAGGUGCUUAUAGGGAAUGGAGUAAGCACGGAAUUGGUGGGUUUUUCCAGUGAAGUGAAUGUAUGACGCGUAUUGGUGAGCACGCGGAGUGCGAGAUGCGAGGUGGUGGCGGUCCCAACGUAACGUCCGUGGCGGGCCGGCGGGCGGUAAGCAAGGGAUGCAAUCUCGGGUUCAGUGGUGGACGGACGAUCGCAUCGGGCUGCGGCAGCGGCUCUCAGUGUCGCUCAGAUCGCGACGCGCGGUGGUCGUGCGUCGAGCGCGUGUGGAGUGAUGUCUGCGAGAUGAGGCUGUCGCUGGUGCUUCUGUGGCUGGGCGCGGCGGCGGCGUGCGGCCCGGGCCGUGGGUUCAACCGCCGCCACGGACCGCGCCGCAUCACCCCCCUCGUCUUCGGUCAGCACGAUCCGAACACUAGUGAGAACAAAAUGACCGCCAGUGGCCCUCCUGAGGGCCGCAUCUCCAGAGACGACGAGAGAUUCAAAGACUUAGUGCCCAAUUACAACCCGGACAUCGACUUUAGGGACGAUGAGGGCACGGGCGCCGAUCGGCUCAUGACUCAGAGGUGUAAAGAGAAGUUGAACACACUCGCGAUCAGCGUGAUGAACCAGUGGCCCGGCGUGAGGCUGCGAGUGAUCGAGGGCUGGGACGAGGAGAACUCGCACUUGGACAAGUCGCUGCACUACGAAGGCCGGGCGGUCGACCUGACGACCAGCGACCGCGACCGCAGCAAGUACGGCAUGCUCGCGCGCCUCGCCGUCGAAGCCGGCUUCGACUGGGUGUUCUACGAGAGCCGCUCUUACAUUCACUGUUCUGUUAAAACAGAAUCAUCAGUAGGAACGGGGGCUGGGUGCUUCCCGUCCGGCGCUGUGGUGCACACAGAAGAGGGUCCUCGACUCAUAGACACCAUACAGAAAGGCGACCGCGUGUUGGCAGCAGAUGAUAACGGAAAAAUGGUUUAUUCAGAGGUGGUGACAUUUAUUGACCGAGAUCCAAACGCAACUCGGCACUUCAUCGAGGUGACAGCUGAGAACGGCGUGACGAUAACGACCACCCCGUCUCACCUGUUACUCCUUGCUGCCGCUGACGGCUGGCGGGAGUCGUUUGCCGCAAACGUAGAAGAAGGUGACGUCCUCUUGACUACGGGGCAGGGAGGAGUUAUGAGGCCGUCGAAGGUCGUCAAAACUCGUAUGGUGAAAAAACGGGGUGUGUUCGCCCCUCUCACGAAACUUGGUACAAUAAUAGUGGAUGAUGCCUUAGCGUCGUGCUACGCGCUCGUCCGGAGCCACUCGCUCGCGCACGCCGCGAUGGCUCCCCUGCGGUGGAUGGCCAGCUGGAGCGGUUCUACGGGAACAGCCGACGGUGUACAUUGGUACGCCAACGCUCUGUACUCGUUCGGCGACUAUGUGCUGCCGACGUCGUACAGGUAUCGCUGAUGAUGCGCUCAGUGGCAGGACGUUCAACCGAGCAGCAUGUACACACAGACGGCGCGCGCGGGACGUGCACGAGGACCCUUGUAAAUAAUGCUUAGUGUAAAUAAACGUGAAUCGGACCGAAUACGAAAAUGUAAAUAUCGCUCGCGAACACUUCAAUGUUUUCUAUAUUACGAAGACGACAACGAUUGUAACUUAUCUUUAUAAGAAUUUAUUUAUAAAAAUAGGUUUAAGUAUCAUUUUUGCAAAACACGUAUUGAUUAUUUAGUUAACAUUACGAUUAUUUGUAAAUUGUGUCGGUAUUGUUAUUCUGCACAAUGCAGAAAUACUUAAAUGUAUGCGCUUAUGUUCUUUUAAGUUACUGUAUAAAUAAAUAUUAAUUGUAUUCAUUUUAGCGAAUUUGAGUGAUCGCUUUUUGAUAUGAAGUAUAUUUUUUGAUGCAAAACAGUAUUCAGUGUAUAUGUCGGCGCAACGCGCGACGGUGCGACGUUCGGCGCACGACGUGGCCGACUCGUAACUCGCGUGUCGCGGCUCGUAACCAGACAUUCCAUGACUACUCUUCUAACUACUUACACACAUUACAAAUCAUGAAAAUGUGAUCACGGUACCUAAAACAGUGCCUUAAGAUUUAUUAUUUAUUGUUAUUUAUAAGCUAAGUGUCUAUUUAUGAAUUGACGAAAAUAUUUAGUUCUAACUUAUUUUUUCUGUUCAUUGUCAUCUUUUUGAUUUACUAAACGCCUUUACCUAUUUAUUUCUCUAUCUGUCGAUCGUUUCUUUCUCUUAACUUAUUACUUGUACUUACGUGUAAUUACUAGCUUUGAAUGUUCCUUAUCUGUGCAUGACUGCGUUUUGUACCAAGUAACAACAAAAUGUUUCGCACACGGAGCAGUAAUAGUAUAUUUAGAUAUAUAGAAGUUAAAAUGAACAUGUAACCUGUUUAAGAUAUCCAGUGCUAUAAGGACCGGCGUCUUAUUUCAUAUUCGCGUUGCAGUUGACGUCGGCUUUAUCUGUAGAUCGUAUUAAAGAUCUUGAACUGAUGUAAGGGUUCCUAUAGAUUGAAUUUAGUGGAAUAUAAUAUGUGAAAAUCAAUAACAUUUAGUGAAUAAUGUAGAACAAUGUGUGUUCUCAUAAUUAACAUUUUAACUUGCACUUUCGAAAGCAUAUUGUAGAGAAUUCUAACAAAACUUGUAAGUACCUUAAUAAAUAGAAAAGCUUUAACUAAUGUUUUGACAAUAGGAUUACGCCAUAAUAAUUGCCAUAUUAUAUGUUAGUUUUUAAAACUAACUAUUUCGCUUUUAGGCCUCAAUUUAUCCGUAAAAAUAGAAAAAUCAAUUUGUCCUUUACGAAUUACAUUUAAUUCUUUCAUUUGUUUCCGUUGUUUCUGUGUCUCUUAACGAUUCUUGUGUUUUGGUUACAUUAACAGAAUAUAUUCUGACCCGAAGGAGUGAAAUACCUACGAAGUAUUUAUAUAUAAAACUUAGUCGCUAAUAGAAAAACUUAUUUCUAUGUGUGUUAAGACAAAAUGAAUAAAUUUAUAUACAUAUUAUUGUCAAGCCGUUAUGUCCUAGGUGAUCUAAAUGCCCUCAAAUACAUCGGACAAGCACUUAUUACAUACCUAUAUACGUAACAUCUAUAUAGUAUAUAGAUGGACGAGUACACUUUAUUUACAUUUUUCAUCAUUGGAUUUAUAAUAUUGGCUGUUUAAAUAAAAACUGUGGCUAAAUUAAUCCCUUUGUCUUUAAGCAGUAUUAAACUAACGGUGUAUAGUUAAAUUAUUCAAUCAACUUACGUCUUUCAAACCAUGAUCAUUGUACAUACUUCACUAUAAUUUCUUUACCUAGUUUAUUUAUAAAAAUCAGAGCAACUGAAGGAAUGAUAUUUUCAUAUAUCACAAUGAAAUUGGUUUUGCUAUAAAACCAUUAUUAAAAUUUAUUCUUUGUGCUAUAAUUGACGUAUUUUAUUACUAAAACCUAUUGCUUUGUGUCUUUAUUUAUUUAUUGUAGUUUUCUCGUAGGUAUUAAAUAUUAGUCUCCUGAAUGGCAUCACGGUAUUAUAAUGUAUUUUAAACCUUCUUAUAAAGAAACAAAAAUGUUGAAUACCUACAUGUAAUUCGAAGUGCCCACAACAAGGCACAUCAAAAUAUUUGUCAUAUUGUCAAGAUUAUAACGUCUAACUAAAUAAAAUGUUGGCUUCGUGGAC
Manduca sexta (tobacco hornworm) is the source of this 3937-nucleotide messenger RNA. It is a transcript of the gene hh, whose product is annotated as desert hedgehog protein B. Gene Ontology annotation, molecular function: calcium ion binding; patched binding. Gene Ontology annotation, biological process: intein-mediated protein splicing; protein autoprocessing; cell-cell signaling. The record is from RefSeq and is a predicted model, not a curated record. Lineage: Eukaryota; Metazoa; Arthropoda; Insecta; Lepidoptera; Sphingidae.